Messenger RNA from Drosophila elegans, 1189 nucleotides. RefSeq names its product transcription factor btd. Bases 86 to 1075 code for a protein of 329 amino acids. Gene Ontology annotation, cellular component: MLL1 complex; NURF complex. The record is from RefSeq and is a predicted model, not a curated record. The transcript is spliced from 4 exons. Lineage: Eukaryota; Metazoa; Arthropoda; Insecta; Diptera; Drosophilidae.
CAGUGUUGGAAAGGGCUGCAGACGCUUACGCUGAGGCAAAACAGAAAAUUACGACAAAAAAGCAGAGCCGCGCAAAUAAAAGGCCAUGAACUCGGCAACCAAGGUGGGCGAGAUAUUCACGGCCGCCGGACAGGCGUUCAGCAGACUGGGCGAUCUCACCAUGCAGCUGCAUCCGAACGCGGAGUCGCCAUCCGGGAAGUGGACGGACGAGGAGAUCGACAUGCUGCACUCGUCCAUCAUGCGCUUCUCCGACGACCUGACCAAGAUCAGCCUGAGCAUCAAGAACCGCACCGUCUCCCAGAUCCGCCAGGCGCUGAAGAAGAAGGCCUUCGAGGACGCCGGCAUUCCCGCCAAGCAAGUGCCCGUCCAGCAGGUGCAGCACGUCCUCCAGACGCUGCCACCGCAGCAGUCGCAGUCGCAGCUUCAGCCGCAGCCACAGCAAUCCCUUCAGCAGACGCCUCCUCAAGUAUUCAAAACACAGCCCAUCGUGCAGCAUGUGCAGCUGGUGGCGCAGCCCAAGCAGAUCAUCCUGCAUCCACAGACCACCACAACGACGGGCACGACGGUGACCGUGAAGCAGUACCAGCAGAUGCAGAAAGCGCUUGCGGCGGCCCAGGCAGCUGCCGCAACGGCGGCGGCGUCGGCGUCGUCCAACAACACGCCCACCAUCACGGAGAACAUCAUCAUCCAGCAGCCCACGUCCACGUCGGCGACGGCGGUGCAACAGCCCCUCGUGGUGUCCACCUGCUCGUCGGCGCAGAUCGUGAUGCCCGUGGUGGUGCCGGCCGUGUCCACAGUGCUCUCGCCCACUGUGGUGAUUGCCGACGAUGUGGUCAGCACUACCUCCACUCCGCCAGCAACGGCGUCGGGGGCGGGGGCGGGGGCAGGAGGUGCCACAGCAGCAGCAGCAGCAGGAGGAGCGCCAGCAGGGUCGGCAGCGGGCCUAAAGUGCGGACCAGACGUGUCCAUGACCCUCAACCGCAUCAAUGUGCAGGAGAACGAGGUGGACGUGGAGGAGUGCCUGCCCGCGGAGGUGGUCAAGCUGGAUUUCGUCAGCGAGGAGGUGGCCGGAUGAGAUCGAAGCCCCCAGAACGGGCUGGACUUCUACUAUUAGAUCUCCGGCCGCCUAACGAAUCACGUAACGUAACUUGGAACAGAAUCGCUACAAAUCUAGAUCGAGAACUCUUUA